UGUGUGUGUGUGUGUGUCCAUUUGUGGGGUCUUCAGGUCAGUCGGCGUGUCUUCUUGAGGUUUCAAGAGAAAAGUGGACUCCAGUGUUCUGUACUCAGAAACAUGAGCGUCCUGCUCGGAGUGACCCCGCGCUCUAAUCAGUCCGCCCCCGACAACUCCACAACUUCGCCAAGCGGCCCCACCGCCCUGCACGGCCUCCCCUUCAUGGUGGUCUACAGUCUGGUCUUCCUGGUGGGCUUGCUGCUCAACGGCGUGACGCUGAGGGUCUACCUGUGUGGCGCCGGCGCGUCCAGCGCCGUCGCCGUCUACCUGAGGAACCUGGCGGCCGCAGACUUCAUGCUCAGCCUGUUUCUUCCCUUGCGCGUCGCCAACUACGCCACGUGUUCCGCUGCAGUCCGCAAGGCGUACUGCAACUUCGGCGUGACGGCGAUCUACCUCAACAUGUACGCCAGCAUCCUCUUCAUGGGCUACAUCGCUGCCAACAGGUACUUUAAGAUCGUCCAGCCUUCAGGAAGUCACCUGCUGCAGUCGGUGUGCGCGGCUCGCGUCACUUCCACGGCGACUUGGCUGGUCCUCCUCGCCUUUGCAGGCACUUACAUCAUCCUGUCGCUAACCACUCAGCAGGCUCCGCCUCCUUGCGGCGGCAUGACGUGCUGCGACGAACUUCACAGUGAGCCGCUCAGGCUUCUCUACAAGGGCGUCCACGCCUUCUCCGCCGCCAUUUUCCUGCUGGUCCUCCUCGCCCUGCUCUUCUUCUACUACAGCACCACCCGCAGGCUGGCAGCGGCACAGCAGCGGCGAGCAUCGUCCUGCGGCCACAAGAAGCUCGCCAAGUCCCGCAGGAACAUUGUGGUGCUGGUCGUCAUCUUCUGCGUCUGCUUCCUUCCGUACCACCUGGUCCGCCUCCCCUACGCAUUCAUUCCUCGAUCCUGCUCCAAUGUCGCCAUCUUGUACUUGAAGGAAGUUACCGUUGCCGUGUCCGCCCUCAACGUCUGCCUGGACCCGCUCAUCUACUUUCUGCUCUGCAAGGCCUUCCGCGACCAGCUGAGACAAAGACAGAACCACAGCGAAGCAGACACUUUUAGGAAGGCAAACACCGUCAGGCCCGUGAGCAGGUUAAACCUCAUCCGUGACCCGAGUUUGCAAAGUUAAAAAAUCCAUCCAUCCAUCCAUCUUCUUCCGCUUAUCCGAGGUCGGGUCGCGGGGGCAGCAGUCUAAGCAGGGAAGCCCAGACUUCCCUCUCCCCAGCCACUUCGUCCAGCUCCUCCCAGGGUAUCCCGAGGCAUAGGCGUUCCCAACAUAGUCUUCCCAACGUGUCCUGGGUCUUCCCCGUGGCCUCCUACCGGUCGGACGUGCCCGAAACACCUCCCAAGGGAGGCGUUCGGGUGGCAUCCUGACCAGAUGCCCGAACCACCUCAUCUGGCUCCUCUCAAUGUGGAGGAGCAGCGGCUUUACUUUGAGCUCCCCCCGGAUGACAGAGCUUCUCACCCUAUCUCUAAGGGAGAGCCCCGCCACCCGGCGGAGGAAACUCAUUUCGGCCGCUUGUACCCGUGAUCUUGUCCUUUCGGUCAUGACCCAAAGCUCAUGACCAUAGGUGAGGAUGGUGUUGCGUUUGAUGACCAGUUGUUCCUCCCAGGGAAUUCAAGUCACAAGUCGCUCCCCAAGCUCUUUACGACACUUAAAGCUGAGUUGAAAAACCACCAGAGACAGAAUAGGUAUUUUGUAAUAUAUUUGCAAAGCUUUGCAUAUAUACAUUGACAGAGACAGCAUAGAACAAUCGGAUCGCCCCGCUAAGAUGGUCUGUCCUCCCGACCAAAACCCUCUCCCCUCUUAAAUCUCUCUAGUCAAAACACAUGCACAUUAUCUCUCUAGUCAAAACACAUUCCAAAGCUUCAAGGUUAACACACACAGUUUACUUGCAGACAAACAGAAAGAGAACAAAUGGAAAAAACACGAGCUGUUUUCAAAUAUGACUAUGAAAUAAAAGAAGUAACACUUAAAUUCGGAUAUAUGUAAAUAUCUGCCUCCGACAAUUCCCCCUUCAGAUCUUCUAAAAAGAUCUUUAUCACUAGUACAACACUUCUAAAAUACGCCCCUCUUUGAGCAAGGUAGUAAAAAAUUAAAAGCAUAGUUACAUGGGAGAUAAACGGAUGGAAUCUAUGUCAAUGUCGUCACUGUCAGGGAAGGAAACUAGCGUUUCUCGAAAGUCACCACUUUGCUUGACCCCCUUCAGUGACAUAGCAAACCCAGAAAUAGGGUGGGGUUGUCCUUCUACAGCUCUAACAAUGAUGCGGGUGCAUAAAGACCUAGCACAAGGGGCGAUAAAGCAACCGCAUGAGGCUAUGAUGGCCAGGAAAACUCCAACGGAGAUCAGGGCA
Messenger RNA from Nerophis lumbriciformis (worm pipefish), 2378 nucleotides. RefSeq names its product P2Y purinoceptor 14-like. The record is from RefSeq and is a predicted model, not a curated record. Gene Ontology annotation, biological process: G protein-coupled receptor signaling pathway. Gene Ontology annotation, cellular component: membrane. Lineage: Eukaryota; Metazoa; Chordata; Actinopteri; Syngnathiformes; Syngnathidae. Gene Ontology annotation, molecular function: G protein-coupled purinergic nucleotide receptor activity.